Molecule: messenger RNA, 1197 nt
Organism: Leishmania braziliensis MHOM/BR/75/M2904
Lineage: Eukaryota; Euglenozoa; Kinetoplastea; Trypanosomatida; Trypanosomatidae
Exons: 1
Coding region: 1-1197 (398 amino acids)
Cellular component (GO): cytoplasm; nucleus
Source: RefSeq, a predicted model, not a curated record
AUGAGCGCGCGCAAGUUCGUUACUGAGUACGUCGCGCGCCACCUGGACGGGCUGACGGUGCUGGCGUCCCUUUCGGACCGACCUACCACCACCACCGAGAGCUGCGGUAGCAGCGCCGCUGCAAAGCCCGUCAUCUGCACCCACAACGGCAGCUUCCACUGUGACGAGGCAAUGGCAUGCGGUCUUCUCCGCCACGUGCCCGAGUACCGCGAGGCUGUCAUCCUGCGCACACGCGAUCCGAAGGAAAUCGACGCCUGUGACAUUGUUGUGGACGUCGGCGCCGUCUACGACGCCGACAGGAACCGCUAUGACCACCAUCAGGCCAGCUUCCACGGGACCAUGACGACGCCGAGGAAGAUGUACAAGACGCGUCUCUCCUCUGCCGGCCUCGUGUACAGGCACUUUGGUCGCCAGAUCAUCCGCCAGUACGUCGAGGCAGCGUUGCAGCCACUCUCGUCGGUGCGCGAGACGGUGCUGAGCAUGGCGAGGUGGUCGGAGAGCCGCACAAGCCUCUCGGACGCAGAACUCGAUGCCCUCGAGGACGCCCUCUACGCUAACUUUGUGGAGGAGGUGGAUGGCAUCGACAACGGGGUCGAGUGCUGGGGUCUUGCCGACCCAGCCGUCGGAACUCUCGUGCCCAACUACAAGCAAGACACGAACCUGUCGCGGCGCAUUGGGAAGCUGCAGGCGUUCUGGAACGAGCCAGAGAACGGCAACGUCGUCGCGGAGAACGCGAACUUUGCUGUGGCGGUGGAGAUGGCGGUAACGGAGUUCUUCGAGGCGCUCACGUACCUCGCCUUCAGCUGGCUGCCGGCCCGCACCAUCGUCGAGGCUGCCUUUCAGCGCCGCCACGAGUUUGACGAGAGCGGCAAGAUAAUGGUAUUCAAGGACACAAAGAUGUGUCCGUGGAAGGACCACCUUUUGGAGCUGGAGGCAGAGACCCACUGUGUUGGUGCCGUACUCUACGUGGUCUUCUCCGACGGCAAAGGCUGGCGCGUGCAGGCGGUCCCCAAGACGAGCACGAGCUUUGAAAAUCGAAAGCCGCUGCCGUACCGCGGUCUGCGUGACGAUGAGCUGAGCGCCGCCUGUGGCAUCGAAGGCGGCGUCUUUGUGCAUGUCUCUGGCUUUAUCGGGGGCAUGAAGACGCUCGACGGUGCCAUGGCACUGGCGAAGCAGGCGCUAGUGGCGGUGGAUUAG